Symbiodinium sp. CCMP2592 is the source of this 1545-nucleotide messenger RNA. The record is from the annotation of a GenBank genome assembly. Lineage: Eukaryota; Dinophyceae; Suessiales; Symbiodiniaceae.
AUGGCCGAGAAGUCGAGCCCAGCGAAGCCCAAUCCUGCCGCGUCGACGCCGAAAGCGGCCUCGUCCGCCGGCGCCAGUGCCCGCACGUUGACGCCUCGCGCUGGCCCCAAGGCAAAGACUCAGAUUCGGCCGGAGGUGAAGAGCGCAGGGAAGCCACCGACAGAGAGCGCCAAGAAGGCCGAGGCCCCAGCCCCGGAAAAGGCACCCGACCUUACGGGCGAGUAUGGCAAUCUUGCGCUGCUCUUCUUGCUCUACACGCUGCAGGGCAUCCCCAUGGGCUUGGGCCAAGUCUUCCCAAUGAUUCUGAAGGAGUAUGGCGCCUCCUACGCCGACUUGGGUGUGUUCUCCUUGCAGUCGUGGCCUUUCGUGCUGAAGUUGCUGUGGGCACCGCUAGUCGAUUCUGUUUACUUCCGCAGCAUCGGCCGGCGAAAGACGUGGAUGGUGCCGUCCCAGCUUCUUAUCGGACUGCUGAUGCUCUACACGGCCACGCAGCUCGAGUCCCUCAUCGGAACGCGUGAAGACAAGCCUGCCAUCAACACGCUGACCGGUCUAUUUCUGGCCAUGAACUUCCUUUGCGCCACUCAGGACAUUGCCGUGGAUGGCUGGGCCUUGACGAUGCUGCGAAAGGAGAACAGCAACUACCAAGCCACGUGCAACGCUGCCGGGCAAACCUUCGGAUAUGCCCUGGGCUUCACAGGCUUCACAGUUCUGGACCACUUCAAGCUCCUCUCGCUCUCCAGCUUCCUGUUUGGGAAUGGAAUCUUCUUCCUGGUCGUGACUUUCCUAGUCGCCGUCGGAAAGACAGAGAAGCCCUUGCCGGCCGAGGAGGAACCCGAGGGCAUCGUGACGUCUUAUGGUCAGAUGCUCCACAUGAUUGAGCUGAAACACGUCCGCACCCUCUUCGUCAUCUUGGUGACAUGGAAGGCACCUUUCGCAGUCUGCGAAAGUGUCGCGCCGCUGAAGUUUCAAGAGUAUGGCAUUCCCAAGGAGCACAUCGCCUAUGUCACCUCGCUGCUGAUGCCGAUGUAUAUCCUUCUGCCCCUGCUGGCCUCGAGUUGGACGGGUGGGUCCAACCCACUGAAGUUGGCCAUCACAGUUUAUCCACUGCGGGUCCUAACGGGUCCUGUGACAGCGGCCUUGGCUUUCUACACGCCGCCCUCGGUGACUCCCAUCCCCUGGGUCUUCUACACCUUGCUGGUGCUUACGAUCGCAGGUGCUGCGACAGCUUCAGAGCUGAUGUUUGUGUCGCAGAUGGCCUUCUUUGCCCACGUGAGCGAUCCAACGCUGGGCGGUACCUACAUGACCCUGCUCAACACCAUGGGGAACUUAGGAGGCCGCUGGCCCCCCACCGCCGCCUUCUUCCUGGUGGAUGCCCUCUCCUGCAAAGGCGACGGCUGCAGCUAUCAGUACGACGGUUUCUACGUGGUGACGGCACUGUGUGCUGUGCUGGGCGUGCUUUGGCUCGUCCUGACCAAGUCGCUGGUGAAGCAACUUCAAGACUCACAACCUAGUGAGUGGAAGGUCACCAAGAAGCACGCCGACUGA